Messenger RNA from Ruditapes philippinarum (Manila clam), 3134 nucleotides. RefSeq lists its product as uncharacterized. Gene Ontology annotation, molecular function: protein binding. The record is from RefSeq and is a predicted model, not a curated record. The transcript has 6 exons. Lineage: Eukaryota; Metazoa; Mollusca; Bivalvia; Venerida; Veneridae. Bases 191 to 2806 code for a protein of 871 amino acids.
AUGGCGUCUGUGGCAACAGCAAGUGCGAUGUGCCAAUUAGCAAAGAAGUUAACGUAUUAGACAACUAUAUUCAAGUAAAAUGAUUCAACCAGAGUAGAAUCUCUUACGUGAUAUAUGUUUUCGUUUUCAAUUUGAGUGCUAAUUAUUUGGAAUAGCUUGUUUUGCAAUGUAUUACUAAGAAAAAGAUGCAAUGGGUGGGGUAGAUGGUCAACUACAAAUUGACACAAAGCUUCAUGAGGCUGUGAGGUUCUCUCAGAUUGAGGAUGUGAGGAUCGCCCUCCAGCAAGGUUAUGAUCCCAAUCUGAUCGGAGUGUAUAUGUGGAGUCCCCUUCACGAGGCUGCAUAUAAUGGAGACAAAGAAAUUCUCAAGUUGCUAUUACAAAAAAAAGGUGAUCCAAACAAGAAGGAUUAUCAAAGGGGACGUACAGCGACACACUAUGCCGCAGAAAAUGGCCACAUUGAAUGCCUCAAAUUGCUGAUAAACGCAGGGGCCAGGUAUGAUAUUAAGGAUGAGGAUGACAAAGAUUGUCUUGAUGUUGUCACUCCUGGUGGACGCAAAAUUCUUGAAAGAUUAAAAAUGAAGGAUUUAAUGUUAAACCCUGAUGACGAUAAAGAUGAAGGAAUCUCAACUGACCGGUCACAUGACCUAACAUCUUUAUCUUCCAGUAGAAGAUCAUCAGUCAUUUUUGAGCAAGACGAUGGUCCAGUGUUAGGUCAUAUUCACCUGUCUGUGGAGUACCAUGCAGCAAAGGGGUCACUGAAAAUACGUGUAUGGCAGCUCUCUGAUCUACUUCUUCCACCUCCAAAUACCUCAAUGAUUCAUUCAAUUUAUGUAAAGAGCUACCUUCAGCCUGACAAGAAACGUGAAACAAAGCGUAAAACAGAAGAAGUCAAAGUGGACUCCUCCAAAGGUUCUAUUCAUUGGAAGAAGAAGAAAGAUAUUAGCGUUAAACAUGUAUUUACACCGGCAAACUUUAAGUUUAGUCAGCCUUUAGAAUACUCAGGAAUAACACAUGAUGUUGUCAAAGAAAAACAGCUAGAAAUUGAGGUAUGUGUAACACAGCGUUACUCUCACCGAAGUUUCCUUAUUGGAAUGAUACGUAUGUCGUUAAAAUCUGCCGUGAAGAAAUUGAAAAGGGAAAGAUUAGUAAUAAUUCCAUGUAUGAACCACACAAUUCCUUCUAGCAUGAAGGUAUAUUGUGCAUCCGAACUGGACAUUGUGAAUAAUUCUCCAGGUGGAAAUUACUUCUUUAGUAGCCCAAAUGUGAGAAUUGUGCUUCCGGAGGAUACAGAUGAUUCAUCUGAAAAAGCUGCCAGUAACCCAGAUUUGCAACCAUGGAAACAUCACUCUCCAUCUGUGGAAGUAGAUAUGAACCAAAAGUUUGAAAUUGUGCCAAAUGUUCCUAAAUUGGAUUUAAAUAUAACGCCCUUAGAUGAGAGUGGAUAUUCUAGUGAGUUUCAUGUAUCGUUGCAUGGUGAGCUAGAAAGCCCAGAUUCUGACAGUUCUAAAAAUAGUUUUGUAAGGUUACAUGAGAAAAGUGUAGGUAUUCCAAAAGUUCACGAUCCAUUGAGGAAAAUGAAGCCCGUCCAAGUACUAGAAAAUAUUAAAGAGCACAAUUUAAGAAAUACUGAAACUAAUUUAGUUGGUAAGUCAGAUGUUAAACUAGAAAUAACUGACUUUGAUGAUACUGAUUUAGGUGAAGUUCUUGUUGAGAGUGGUAUAAAAAGUAAUAAAGAAGCGGAGAAAUCUAAAAAACAAACAACAAAAUCUGGUAAAAAAUCAGAUGAAGAUUCAGGUUCGAGACCUGAAACCCCUACAUGGGAUUAUUAUGAUAUUCCAACAGAAGUAGUUUCUCAGGAAGUGGAACAGUCCAUUACACCUUGGAAGGAAGGUGCAGCACCUGUUGUGUUACCAAUGGAAACAACACUAGGAAUAGCAAAUACCAAAGAUCAAAAUGUACGCCAGUUAAACAAAAGUGACAAAUCUGUCCGCCAUUCGAAGAAAAAAUCAAACAAACCAAUUCCUGGAAAGGCUGUCCCACUAAUUCCAAGUAUUGUUGUUACAAAUGCUGAACAAUAUAAAGAAACAAAAAUAGCAAUACCAAACGAAAUUUUAAGGGAAGUGAAAGAUAAUGAUGUUAAUAAUUCUGAAGAAAUUAAAAUAUCUGUUGAUUCUGAUAAAGGGGCUAGACCCAAAACAAAGUCAUUGCUGAAAAAAGUUGACAGAAAGAUGUUUAUUAAUGUUGGUAAAACAAUAAGUAAAGAUAGAAAAGGAAAUUCUGAAGUUGAAAUGUCAGAAAACAACGAACAAAGAAAUAAUGAACAUAACCGUCCAAAAUUAAAACCGAAGUUCAGGAAAUUGAAAAAAUCACAAGAGGUGGAUUUAAAAGAUGUUUGUAAUGAUAAUGAGGAAUUUAAAAAGAAGGUGAAGGUGCCUCCUUUAGAUUUAUCGGGUAAAAAUACUGAACCAGUCCAAACAGUAAGUUAUCAGCAGACUGGUAACUCUGUAGUUUUAGACAUGGACAAGCUUUCAUUGUCAGCAGCCAGUGCUCAUGUUGUGGAAUUAAUAGAGGAUGACAUUAGUAUAACGGAGCUUGAUGAAGGUGAUCAGUUGUUUACAGACAGAUCGGAGGUUUCUGUUUCAGCAUUUACAGAUAUUGAAAGUGGAUUAGGAGAUUACCAUAUUCCGGAACGAGUGUCUCCAACCAAGUAUAUGAUACCAAUGCAGGUAUAUGAUGUUGAUGACACUAGUUGUGAUGAGUCAAUUGCUACAGAUAGGUCAUAUGUUCCCACUACUGUUUUAUGAAUAUCUUAGUUAACUAGUAUGGUAAAUUUUCUUGCCAUUGAUAAUUUCCUUCCUCUUUUGACUCUACAAUAAUAGUCUUCCUUUUUAAAAUAUAUUAAUGUAGAAUCUAUAUAAGAUAUGCAUUUGUAAAGUCUUACAUUUAUAUCUUGAUAUUUGAAGUCUCUAAGUUCAAGUAGUUAAAGUUGAUAAUUUCCAAUCACUUGCCUCUCACUUCUGCCAGGUAUUUGGAAUUCAUUUUUAAACUGUUUUAAUUUAAGUAGGUUGUGAAAGUUUAAAGGGACUCCAUUGAGGUUUUUUGACAUGACAGGACUGGAGGUGAUAUUAUGAA